This is a messenger RNA of Coprinopsis cinerea okayama7#130, 9333 nucleotides long. RefSeq names its product vacuolar protein sorting-associated protein vps13. The record is from RefSeq and is a predicted model, not a curated record. Bases 1 to 9333 code for a protein of 3110 amino acids. Gene Ontology annotation, biological process: late endosome to vacuole transport; protein retention in Golgi apparatus; protein targeting to vacuole. The transcript has 43 exons. Gene Ontology annotation, cellular component: extrinsic component of membrane. NCBI's taxonomy places the organism in Eukaryota, Fungi, Basidiomycota, Agaricomycetes, Agaricales, Psathyrellaceae.
AUGAGAUCGGUACAAACCUUUUCGCAGCUCUUUAACAGGAUUCUGGCUCCGUAUGUCGAGAAUUUGGACUUGAAUCAGGUCAACUAUGGUAUCGCCCAAGGUCAGUUGACCUUGAGGAACCUCAGGCUGAAGCGUGGCGUGCUUGACAAGUUUCAGCUACCCGUCGAUGUGCUAGAGGGGCAUUUGGGCGAAUUCACGCUCUCCCUUCACUGGAUGAAUCUUGGAAAUCAGCCUGUCGAAAUCUUAAUUAAAGACGUCUACCUACUUGUGGUCCCCUCCGCCCAAACGAAUGUUAGCCCGGAGGAAGAAGAGGCCCGCGCACAGGCUGCAAAGGCUGAGCGUUUAGAGAACGCUGAGCUACUGCACAUGAAAGGGCAGGCGGAAACACAAUCAGAAUCACCCCAAACUCAGGGUUUGAUCCAGUCCCUCAUCACUAAAGUCAUUAACAACGUGCAAGUCACCAUCUGCAACAUUCACAUCCGAUAUGAAGAUAACGUCAGCGUUCCCGGGCACCCAUUCGCAGCCGGCGUUACCCUUGCAGGCUUCGCGGCAGUCUCAGUGAACGAGAAAUGGCAACCUGUCUUCAUCGAGAGUACUGCUGGUGCCAUUCACAAGCUCGCCAAACUUGAAUCACUCGCCGUAUAUGUGGAUACCGAUGCUAAAAGCAUGUCAGGCCUUCCCAGAAACGAGGCAAUUGAACACUUCUCAGCCAUGAUCGACGACAAGGACGGACGAUGGAACCACCAAUAUAUCUUGAAACCCGUAUCAGGAGAAGGAAGGAUUAUUGUCAAUCACAAAAUUGACCGGAAUACCCCCCGGUUCAAUAUUGAACUCUUGUUCGAUGAAAUCGGUGUAGCCCUCGAUAAUGACCAGUACCGUGACGCCAUCUCCCUCAUCGACAUGUAUCAUGUCUACAUGCGGAAGCAUCAGUAUCGCAAGUACCAACCGUCGAAGGAGGAAAUAGCCCAAUCUCCGGCCAGAGCAAGACUACGAUAUGCGGCAACUGCAAUCCUUGCAGGAGUGCGGGAGAAGAGGAGGAAGUGGACCUGGCAGUACUUUGCCGAAAGGCGCGAUGAUCGCAAUCGCUAUGUGGAAUUGUUUCAAAAAAAGCUUUUGGCUUCGCUGGUAGGAGAGGAAUUAUCAGCAAUCGAGAAUCUAGAGAAGAAACUCUCUUAUGAAGACAUUCGCUUCUACCGGUCUAUCGCACGAUCGCGGCUGCGUAAGGACCAGGAACUCAGGAAGAAAAUCGAAGCAGAGAAGAAGAAGCAGCAAAGCCAAAAGCAAGGAUGGGGCUCAUGGCUGUGGGGCUCAAGCUCGGAAACACCCAAGGAAGCAUCUAUCUUUGGAGAGAAUAUGACCGAAGAGCAGCGAAAGCAACUCUACGACGUCCUGGAUUAUGACGAAAAGUCCUCUCUUAUGGAGGCCUUGCAAGCGCCGCGGGACUCGCUCAAGAUGCAGGUUACUGCCAAGUUAAAGAGAGGGUCCUUUACCCUUCGGACCGAUCCUCAUGGCGAAUGCAGGGAAAUGAUGUCUGUCGUCUUCGACGUCUUCAACGCCACCUUCAUCCAGCGCCACGGCAAUUUCGAAACGACGGUAUCCUUACAAGACCUUCGGGUUUUUGACGGAACGACUGAGAAUACGCUGUAUCCUCAGAUUGUCCGUGUGAAGCGAGACGUCGAGAGGAUCCAUACGGCCGUGGAAGAGAUUGAACAAAAUUCCAGCGAUAUUGGCGCAGAGACGGAGGAACCUUUCUUCUUCAUCAAGUUCGAGAACAAUCCUUUGGAUGACAGAGCCGACACUGCUCUCACUAUUCGCAUGCGACACAUGGAGAUCAUCUACUACAAAGGUUAUGUGGAAGCCGUCUACAAGUUCUUCAAACCACCGGCGAGCCAAUUGGAAUCUGUGGAAGCUCUAUUGAACGCGGCUAGUCAGACUCUGGAGGGGCUGCGUAAAGAGACCCGUGCUGGUCUCGAGUAUGCAUUGCAAACGCACAAGACCAUCGACAUCCAGGUGGACAUGAAUGCCCCCGUCAUCAUUGUUCCAGAGGACAUCACUACCACCGAAUGCACUCACCUCAUAGUCGAUGCAGGCCAUAUCGCUGUCGAGAGCGAGCUGGGCGACAAAAAGGCUAUCCACGAUAUUCACCAGAAGCGCAACCAACAGUACACGGAUGAAGACUAUCGCAGGCUCGAAUCGUUGAUGUAUGAUAAGCUUUCCCUUAAUCUGCAAGAUGCCCAGUUCAUCCUUGGUAAAAACCUGAAGGAGUCGCGGAAUGCUAUGGUCAAUCCAUCUAGCGAUAAUCUCCACCUUCUGGAGAAAAUCAGUAUCGGGCUUCAAAUUCAAAAGUCAAUCGUGCCAUCCGCCGCCACUCUCACGCAGUUCAAGGUUCUUGGCAAUUUGCCUUCUUUGCAGCUUAAUCUUUCGGACAUGAAGUACCGGUCAUUGAUGCGCUUAAUCGACGUAUGCAUUCCCAAGCUGGAUGAUACACCCGAAGGCGCGGUGGCCCAACGGCCCAUGCCUCACAGGAGGUCAGCUUCUGGAUACAACCUCCCGAGACUCUUCGAACCCAGCAAUGAAGAGUAUAAUGUCGACGAUGGUGAGGGAACUGACGAUGGUUCGGAUGACAAGGAACAGUUCUUUGAAGCGGAUAGCGGUUCUUCGGAGCCUCAACUACACCAGCGCGCCUUCGAGCUUGAAUUCCGAGUCGGAACACUUCGCGCUUCUCUUUCCAAGACCAAUCGAGAGGAUAUUGAGAAACCACUAGGGGAGCUGUCUCUGGAAGGCUUUGCGCUCUCCUUUGCUUUGUACAAGUACCACAUGGACGUGGACGUUACAUUACGCUCCGUUUCCACCGACAUCAUUCAGAACGAUGGGGCCAUCAACCUUAUCUCAACGCCUACCGACGUCUCAGGGUCACCCGAUCUCCUCAAAGUCAAAUAUUCCCGCGCGCAGCGAGAGUCGCCUGAAUUCCAGCCUGUCUAUGAAGGUAUCGAUCAGAACAUCGACGUAAAGAUGUCCACAUUAGUCUUCCGAGUCGCACCAGAACCGAUACUGGCGACUUAUGAUUUCAUCAUAACUACAUUUGUACCACAGAACACCCCCAAUGACGCUUCAACGAAUGGAGCUUCAUUAGACGCUUUAGGGUCAGAACAUGCGGUCCAACAAGCCGCGGACGACGGCAAAAUUCGCGUGCUGGUGAAGCUCGAGGGAGUAAAGAUGGUCAUUGAGAAUGAUUCCAACGUGCUGGCAACGCUCAAUCUCUCCGUCGCCGACGUGGCUGUCUUCCUUCGGGGCCCAACCCUUCGUGUCUCUGGGCGCCUAGGUGAUCUCUUCCUCACGAACGACAACGACCGCUAUGCUAUCCUCCCUGAAUUCAAUCGACUACUCUCGAUCGAGGGCCAGAAUUUCGCUGACUUUGUAUAUCAAACAUACGACCCUUGUGAUGAAAACUAUGCAGGCAUCAGGUCGUCCUUCAAACUCAACGCAGCGUCCCUCAAAGUGAACUUCCUGGAAGGACCUUUGCACUCACUCUACGUCUUCCUCCUCAAGCUCGCUCGCCUCAAAUACCUCUACGACGCCGCGACGUCGGCUGCUGUUCAGACUGCCGCGGAAAUGGACAGAACUCAAUUCGACAUCUCUAUCAAGACACCAAUCCUCGUGCUCCCAACAGACCCUUCUCAGUCCCUUGAUGUCAUGACCAUGCGACUAGGACAUAUCGAGGCCAGAAAUUCUUUUGAAGACGCGACGAACAAGAUUGCAGCCAGCCUUCACGGAAUCAAAUUGGAAUCUCUGUUUCAUGACGCAGAGAAACAGCCGCACUCGCUCAAGAUCAUUGACAACAUCGAUGUUGACGCUGAGAUAGCGCAAACGGUUGGGAUAGAACGCGAGGAGGACACUGUCCGCCCAGAUACUCAGAUUUCUGUAAAGGUGUCUGAUGUCAAACUUCACCUGACGCAGCGACAGUAUAUGCUCUUGAUCCAACUUUCUCACUCUAUACCACGGACCUUCUCUGACACCCUCGAUUCCUCAGAGAAAUCGGCACUCGAGCAAGUUGGUGGCGGGACAGAGGCUGAACGUCGUCUCGAAAGACCGAUGGUCAAUCUCCAGCCAGAGCUUCGAACUGGCUCUGAGGGGUCUGUUGUCUGGACAGCACUCGACUUGGUGGUCACUAUCAACGCCGUCAAACUACACCUAUACGACGGCUCAGUGAUUUCCGAGGCCCAGCAAAAGGAACAUGGAAUUGUCCGAUUUGCUCUAAACGACAAAACUCUACGCUUAAAACAGUUGAACGACGGUUCAAUGGAGGCUCAAGUCAUCCUUCGAUCGUUCACUAUGAGUCUCACCCGCCCUGGUCCCACAAGGUUCAGAGAAAUUAUCCCAGCAGCUCAACAUGAUCGAAACCAGUUCAUGAUUUUGUACACGUCCUCGGCAUCGACUUCACAAGCAGUCUUGACCAUCGACUCCCCUCAAAUCAUCUUUGCAGUCGACCCAGUCUUUAGAUUGACCCAGUUCUUUACCAGCCCUUUCGAACAAUCCAGAGGCUACACCGAAGAAGGGAUGGGAAACAACGAUGUCUCAGCGAACGACGCGGCAAGUCAAUUGGAUUUUAGAGUUGACCUUCACGAAGUGUCAAUCAGCGUACUCGAAAAUGAUGCGGAUCCAAACACCCGUGCCAUUCGCCUUUAUAUCAACCAAAUCCUGUUCUCGCAGCAGGGAAUCAUGGCACUCAAUAUACAACGACUUGGGAUGUCUCUGAUUCAAAUGGGCCGACACACCGAAAGUGCCCGCUUCCUCGACGACGUAGAUUUGACAGUCUCCCUGGAUACCCGUUCCUCAGCUGCCCAACAAAUGACCAGCAUUGAGAUCAACGCCAAACCAAUCGUAUUCCGAGCAUCUUAUCGCGACAUCAAUUUAAUUACUACCAUCGUCAACAAGGCUAUUGAGCUGUACGCCAACUCCCCGUCAGCGAGCGAACAUUCAAACCACGACCCAAGCUACUCCAUUGACAGGGCGAUCCAGGGACGAAAGGCUGAAACAAGUGUCAUUCAUGCAUCCGCCGCCUCGAAGACCGCCGCAAUCGGCAAAGCGAGGGUCAUGAUGUCCAAGGAGCAAUUGCGAGCGUCUUUCGAUGGGUUCCGUCUUAUUCUUAUCGGGGACAUGCACGAACAACCAAUGCUGCACCUCAAAGUCAAGCCGUUCAUUGUCGGUGCAAAAGAUUGGUCAGGAGCGCUGCAUGCGACGACGACCCUCGCUACCCAGAUCACCUAUUGGAACUUGACCAAUUCUCAUUGGGAGCCUCUGAUUGACCCAUGGACUUUCACCAUUCGCGUCUCGAAAGACAGUCCUACAGGGAGCAUGAACGUUUCUCUCUCCGCUAGCGAGAAACUCGACAUAAAUCUUAGCACAACAUUCGUCGAGCUGGCCUUAACAACUGUCAACACUUGGAGCAAGGAAGGGGCAGAAGUUCUUCAGAAGCCUCGUGGCGUCUAUGCACCAUAUCGCAUCAGGAAUUGCACCGGCACACCAGUUGUUGUCUGGUCUGACGCAGAGCACAACGCACAGUUGAGUGAAGAUAGCAAGGUUAAGAUUGCCAACAAUCAGAUCGUAGAUUGGAGGUUCGGAGAUUGGAGAACAACGCGAGAGCACGUAUCCUCAGGGCAGCACACCAUUGCUAUCCAAUUCACUGAACAUAACUGGGAGGCAUUGAAGGGGAUCCCGGUCGAACGUGAAGGGGAAUACGUCUUCUCCUUACGGCCCAGGACAGAAAAAUAUCCCACUCGCGUUCUGUUUGACGUGAAAGUCGUCGACAAUACCAAAAUCGUCACCAUCAGAUCGACUUACAAGAUCGAAAAUCUGACCCUAUACCCAUUAGAGUUGAUGCUCAUCGAUGAGCAUGGACAACCAGUGAACUCCCUGGAGAGGGUACCUCCUGGACACGACUAUGCCCUCCCCAUUGAUGCAGUUACUAAAAACAAAGUCCGGAUCCAACCUGAUCAGGGUUUCGGCUACAAAUGGUGCCAUCCUUUGCGCUGGGAGGAUCUGAUUGCAAGGAAGGGCUUCACCAUCAAGUGUGCCCACAGUGAUCCGAAGGAAGCUGCGUUCAGGUUCCAAGCCUGGGUACAGACGGACAGCAAUGACAUCGCCACUGGGAAAAACCCGAAAAUCAAUCUUCGCCUCCGAGCUCCUCUCGAGUUAGAGAAUUUAUUGCCGUAUAAUCUUGAAUACAGGAUCUAUGACAAGAACACUGAUCAGAACUGGCGAAGCUACCUGCGUAAGGGUGGCGUCAUGCCCAUCCAUUCUGUCGAGCUUGGACAUUUUAUCCUUCUGAAUGUCACGCUCCAAGACAGCGUGUUCAAACCCAGCGAAUUCGCUAUUAUAAACACAGAUGGCCACUCUGACUUUGACAUCGAGAAACGCCUGACGUUGCGAGACCGUCAAGAUAGGAAACUGGACUUGCGUCUGAACUAUACUCGUUACCCUGAAUCAGGUGGCGCAUUUAAGGUUCAAAUCUAUAGUCCCUACAUCGUCAUCAACAAGACCGGAUUGCCAUUCUCUGUAAGAUCGACAAGGUCAACUCGGGCGGGCUACCAGGAAGCAGCCGGGGAUACGCAACCAGAUACUACUCGAACCUCUGCGCCAUUCCGUAGGUCAUUCGCGAUCGUUGGUGGCCAUGUCACUCACCCCUUGGUAGUGCUCUCUCACUCACAUACCGACGGCCAUGAAUUCAUCUUCAAAUUUGGCGAAUCGACCUGGUCCAAGAUGAUCUCCCUAGAGGCUCCGUCUGCCGAGACGGAGGUGUCCGUCUUUACCCCGAGAAACUCACCGGACCAACUCUUUACUGGGUUGUCCUGGAGUGAAGGACAGGGCAAAUACAAACUCACAAAGGUCAUAGUCCUGACGCCUCGUUUCCUGAUCCGAAACAACCUUUCUUAUCCCAUUGUUUUCCGAGAGCACGGCGUGAUCCCUCGAGAACGUGCUGUAAUUCCCCCCGGUGAAAGGGCAGCAUUGCGUGUCCUUCGUUCGUCUGAGGACAAGUUGCUGACCAUUGCCUACUCUGGGAUCAAUGCGCAAUGGACGCCACCGAUCUCCCUGGAAGACAUAGGCUCCGUCUACGUCCGCCUGGCACGCGAUGGGAGUAUAACUGACCUCGUUCGUGCAGACGUUGUUAUCGAAGGAUCUACCAUUUUCGUUCUUCUGUCGCAAUCCGACGAGUGGCCAUUUGUGAUCGAGAACGAGACUGAUUGCCGGUUUGAGCUGCGCCAAAAGGAUGAGUCAAGAGAUGGAAAGGACCAGCCGGGCUAUGCCGUGCCGCCCUUUUCCAAGGUGCAAUACGCAUGGGACUUCCCCGCAGCCAAAGAGAAAAGGCUUGUUCUUUCCACCAAAACCUCGCGACGCGCUAUCGACAUCAUGGAGAUAGGUGACCUCAUGCCCUUCAAGUUCAUGGACAACAAUAAAAGUCGGGCCGUAUCCCUCGAUGUUCGCGCAGAUGGGCAGAAGCAAGUCCUCCGGAUAUCGAACUACAACCCAGAGCAUAGUCUUUAUCGCCCGCGACAGAGGUCUGGUUCUGUCAAUGUCUCGAGGCAAGAUACCAUCUCCAGCGCGGAAGGCUUCGAAGCGAUCACUGAGGCUGUCACGACCACCUUCACAUUUACAUUGGAAUGGUCUGGAAUCGGCCUCUCGUUGGUCAACAAGCGUUUGGUUGAAGUGAUAUAUAUGACGAUCGACAGCCUCAAGGUAGAAUAUACGGACAGCACUGUCGCGCAGGCCGUCAACGUGACUUUCGGCUCCCUUCAAAUAGACAACCAACUACACGAUGCCCUUUUCCCAGUCAUCCUUCAACCAACGCCCCUUGGGAAACAGUCGGGAAAUGUUGGCGCCCUUCCCACCAUCCAGGCUUCCAUUAUCUGGCUCAAAGACCAAGCCCACGGAGUUCUAUUCGUCAAAUAUUGCUCGGUCCUGAUACAGGCUUUGACAAUCGAAGCCGAUGAAGACUUACUGUUUGCCAUCUAUGACCUCACCCAGAUCAAAGGGGCGUCUUGGGAAAUAGAUUCCCCUGACGUCUUGAUCGCCAACCCAGGAGCAAUCUCUGAUCCAACCGUCUCAUCGAUGGGACAGGAGCUCUAUUUCGAAGUCCUAGAGCUUCAGCCAAUUAAACUUUCGCUCUCAUUUAUGCGCACAGAGCGGGUGAGCAGCGAGACGAGACUGAGUUUGCGCAACCCACUGGCCGUACUUGUCAAUGCAUUGACAAUGGCCGUUGGCAAUAUCAACGACGCCCCGUUGGAAAUGAAUGCUCUAGGAAUUAAGGACAUGCGGUUGACGACGUCGGACCUGCAGAACCGGAUAUUUUACCACUACCGCCAGGAUGUUUUGCGCCAACUCUAUCGAAUCCUGGGCUCCGCCGAUUUCAUUGGAAACCCAGUGGGACUCUUCACGAACGUCAGUUCAGGGGUUGCCGACAUAUUCUAUGAACCUUUCCAAGGUGUCGUCAUGCAUGGAAACAGAGAAUUGGGGAUAGGUAUCGCGAAGGGAGCCGCAAGUUUCGUUAAGAAGACCGUCUUCGGUCUCAGCGAUAGCUUAACCAAAUUUACAAGCAGCGUUGGGAAAGGCCUGUCGGCUGCUACAUUUGAUUCCGAAUAUCAAGCUCGACGAAGGAUGACCCAACGACGGAACCGUCCUCGACACGCCAUAUACGGAGUGGCCGCUGGAGGCGAGGCCCUAGCCAGCAGUGUCACCAGCGCGAUGGAAGGAGUAUUUAUGAAGCCUAUCGAAGGUGCAGAAACAGAGGGUGCCUUGGGAUUCUUCAAGGGUGUUGGCAAAGGCCUCGUUGGUGCCGUCACAAAGCCUGUAGUUGGAGUGUUCGACCUUGCAUCCAAUGUCUCCGAAGGCAUCCGAAACACAACGACCGUAUUCGACAAUCCUGAAAGGGACCGCGUUCGAGUACCUCGUUUAACCCCUGCUGACGGCGUUCUCAAACCGUAUUCUUCCCGGGAGGCGCAGGGUCAAUACUGGAUGCGCGACUUGAACAAUGGUGCUUACAGAAAAGAUUUUUACGUUGCUCACAUCAACUCUCCAACCGGGGACAAUGUCGUGCUACUGACGCAGUCCAAAGUGCUUUCAUUCUACUCGAGGAAACUGCGACUGGAUUGGGAACUGCCAUUCAAUCAAAUCCAGGGCGUAACCGCUGAAGACAAUGGAAUUCGUUUCGCUCAUCGACUGGGCCGUGCACACGACAAAUUCGCCCUUAUCCCCGACAAGGCCGCCCAAACCUGGUUUUUUAACCAAGUGGCCGCUGUAGUACGAUCUUUUAACGCUCGCCGACGGAUGGAUGCAUGA